Messenger RNA from Caenorhabditis angaria, 2841 nucleotides. Lineage: Eukaryota; Metazoa; Nematoda; Chromadorea; Rhabditida; Rhabditidae. The record is from the annotation of a GenBank genome assembly.
AUGAUGAACAUUUUCUGUAGUCGUAAAUCUGAUUUCGAAUCAGCCAGAUUGAAUGUGAGUUCAUUUUUUCAUUUCUUUUUUUGUUCUUGAAAAAACUAAAUUACAUUUUUCAGGAUUCGUUCAAUAUAGUUCAAUUUGAGCGCGUUUAAAUUUGAUGAAUCAAUCAAGAGAAAUGAAAUGUGAAGUUCUCAAAAAUCUAUUCUCGAUGAUGUUAGUGUUGGAAAUCAACCAAAGAUUUCGGAAUCAUCGAAUUGUCCUGAAGAUGAAAAUUCUUGGAAUUUCACGAUUUCCUUGCAUGGAAUUGAUUAUUCGAAUGAGUUGAUUCAUGUAAAUGUAAGUUUUUGGAUCGAACUUUUCUUUGGACCGUCCACAAACAUUUGUUUUUUUUUUCAGAUUUCGUGUAACUCGCCUUCACUUUUUUUUUUCUUCAAUAUCAACUGCUUUUCAAUUUCUUUCUAAACGUAAGUUUUAAAAAAAAAAUUCUUUUUUUUUAUCCAAAAAAUCCAUGUUUCAGAAGAUAUACUACAACAACAACAACAAAUAUCGUCUUCAACUAAAUAAGUAAUUCUGUAGGUUUUUUUCUGUGUUUUUUCUUCAUGUCACACACUUUCCCCUUUUUCUUUCUUAGCUGAAAAUCAGGUAGAAAAUCGAAUGCAAAAUUUUUAAUCGAGAGAUUCAAUCCCCAGAAUUUCAAUUGAUUUCCAUUUCGAAAUUAGUGGGAAAAAUUUCUAGGAUUUUUUAAGGUUAAAAAAUGGGAUUCCACUUUUUUUGGGAAUUCUAAAGGCUAGUCGGAAGCUAGGAAAGUUGAUAAGUUUUUCUGAAUUUUUGGGUGUUUUUCUAGGAAUUUUAGUGAGAUUGGCGAGUGGGAAGUUUUAUAAGCAGAGGGAGAAUUUGUAGGGAAUUUGGGAUGGGUUUUGAGUAAGGAUGCGGUUGGUUUUUUGAGAGGUUUUAGGAAUAAUAUUUGUGAACUUGAAUAAAGUAAGUUUGGGUAAGUUUGUAGUUUGAGUUUGGGUAGAAUGAAAAGUGAAGUUUAGGUUAGAAAUAAAUCUAGGAAACUUUUUUUCAAAAAAAAAAUCAUUUGAAAAACUUGCUCCAAUUUGUCCUUGUCCGUGUUCUUGUCUUUUGUCCCGUGUUUUUGUCCUUUGUCCCGUAUGUUCUUGUCUUUUUCAGAAAACAGGUAAUUUUUUGCACCUUUUUUAUUGGAGCAAGUUUCAUUUUGAUUUUUAUUGAAAAAAAGUUUUGAGAUUUUUUCAGAGAUUAAUAAUUAAAAAAAAUGAAUUUUCUACCCAAACGAUUAGGUUACUUAUUUCCAGGUUUAUAGUUCACAAAUCUGAAAACUAGAUAAUCUCGAAAAAUCUUUCAAUUCCCCUCAAAAUCUUUCUCAAAUUUUUUAUUAAUUUUUUCAAAACUUAUAUGAUUUCUUACAAUCUGGUUUCAUUAACUUUUCUAGUUGGAUAUUCAGAAAUUUGGAUUAAUUUAUCAAUUUUUCCUAGCUGAUGACAAAACUUUUCGAAUUCUUAAAACUAGUGAGAUCCCAUAAACUUUUUAAAAUUCUAGGAUUUUUUCCCAAUAUUUUCGAAGUGGAAAUCAUGCGAAACUGGGGGUUUUUCAGUAUUUUAUAUUCGAUUUUUCUAUCUGUAUUUUCAGCACCUCUCCCCCUAAUUUUCUGUAAUUAUUUAAUCUUGUACUUGAUUCGUUCGCUUUAUUUUCGUUUAAUUUCUAUUAAACUUAUAAUAGAAAACUUUAUUCGUUGGUUUUUAUUCAAAAGUUUGCAAACUUUUCAAAAUAUCUCAUUUAUUUAUUUAUUAAUUAUUACAUUUCAGUGUUUUUUUCUUCGUUUCUUCUCGAUUCAAUGGAUUUUCAAAGGUAUUUAUGUGUUUUUUGUUCACUUUAUGUUUUAUGUUCUCAACCGAUUGGCCAAUGGAUUUUCGAGCACUUUUUUUGCACUAGGUCUGUGUUAUAAUCGUGGAGAAAAGGAUGCACAAAAUUCCGAAGUUAUCGAAUCUGGCGGAAAUUUGGGUUCGAACAAGCCAUUUCAAUUUGCACAAAUUUCUCAAGUUUUGGAAGUUCGCUGAAAAAAAGGAUUAUUCUACCGUUUUUGGUGUCUGGAGUAAUAACUGAGCUGGUUUGAAAUUAAGGUAAGAAUUAUGAAAACAGUAUCAAUUUCGGUAAUAUAAUCAUAUUACUCUCAGGAAUCUGGAAUUUUAUUUCGAAAAAAAUCUCUAAAAUUCCUGAAACCCGAAAAUUUGAAUAAUUUCGGAAAAUUCAUAAAUUUUCUGACGUGACCCAUUUUUCUGCGAACUUCAAAAUGUUUCUUUUUAAAAUUCAUUUUUGAGUUUUUGAAAAAUUGAAAAGUGUGAGAAUGUCAUGAAAAAAUUGAAGCUGAAUUUCAGUGUAUAAUUCUCAAGAGUAUGAUUUAGGACUUUCCAAAAAUUAUAUGAAAUUUUUCCAUUUUUCAACAGAAGGUCGAGUUAAUUUUCAGAUAUUCCAUUCCUCCGAGCUGCUUUAAAUCCAGCCGAUCAUUGUUCUGAUUUUGCCUCGCGACCACUUCAUGGAAAGGAUUUCGAUUUUGUUCAAAAAGGAGUGAGUAUUUUUUGGAAAUAAAAACUUUGAAAAUUUUGGAAUUUUAAUUUGAAACUGAUAAAAUUUCUAUUUUUCUUGAAAAACUUGAAAAAUGGAUGAUUUUAUCAGUUACAAAUUGAAAUUUCAGCGGAGAUGCGGAAGCUAUGCCCAAUUUUUGAAUUUUUAUUCAAAAACUUUAAAUUUUCGAAUAAUAAAUUAAUUGAUCCUUUUUUUCAGAUCGAAAUACAACAAUAUGAAAUGGUUCCAAAUCAAUUGUGA